Fopius arisanus is the source of this 1780-nucleotide messenger RNA. RefSeq lists its product as uncharacterized. Lineage: Eukaryota; Metazoa; Arthropoda; Insecta; Hymenoptera; Braconidae. The coding region runs from base 916 to 1701 and encodes 261 amino acids. The record is from RefSeq and is a predicted model, not a curated record. The transcript is spliced from 5 exons.
AAAAAAAAGCGACAGACGGAAAUGAUCAAUUCUUUACCCCUCAAGAAACGAAUAUUGCAAAAUCUCAGGCUGAACAAUAAAAAUGAUGAUUUCUGUCAAGUAAGCGUUCUUUCUUCGUGGAGGAAAAGAGUUUUUCAUUUUUUAUGUAUCGACUGUAUCAUUUUAAUAUAUUCUCACAGGAGCCCUCGACGACGCGAUGUACAUCAGCAAAUAAAAGUUCCCAAUGAAAAUUAAAAAAAAAACGAGUCGUGAGAUGCGCGAGUUAUCCGCGUGUAUUUAUUGUAGCAAACAAUAAAAAAUUCAUGUAUUUCGUAGCAUUGCAGAUUCGUAAUUGCAUUUCAAACGUAAAAAAGUGUCACAAAAUUAGCCUGAAUGCUUGACAAUAAUUGAUAAUAAUUUUUAUCCUCAAAUAAUUUGUACUCUAUCUUCAACUCAAACAUCAGGAUAAAAAUGCUUUCAAUCCAAAACACAUCGCAAUUACUAAACGUCAGGACAAAUACAAAAAAGAUGACUAAAAAAAAAUAUCGCUUGCAAAUCACUGAAAAAUUCAAAGGACGAAUGAUGUGUCUUACUUUUAUGACUCAGUUCAUGGAAAGUUCAUAAACAAAAGAGGGAGAAAGGAAUAAAUACCUCGAAGAAAUAGCAAAAGUGGCUUUAUAUUACCCUGGCAAUAAAAUCUGCCCCUUUCGCCAGGAUGACCCAUGGAAAUCCGGGGUACGAAUGAAGUCCCAAGGGUAUCGCCGGGUCAUUUCGUGUUUACCUGGCGAUGUGAAAACAUCUCCAUCGAGAGACCAUACACUGUAAUCGCCCAAAGUGCCAAAAGUUUUCCUAAAACAAUCAUCAUUCAACUCUCAAGUAUUUUAUUCACUUAACAAUAGAAUAUUUAUUAAAAUUGCACUCCAUACCAAAGUCACUAUGAGGAUUAUGACAACGAGUCAGGAAAUGUACAGCAGAUUCAUUCGGUGUGUCGUCUUAAAUUCUCUGACGAGUAUUUUCGAAGGCGAUGGAGAAAUUCCUGGAACAAUAGCCGACAUUUGUCUCUCUGCGAUGUCUUCCAAGUGCACAGAUAUGAGGGACAGAGUUGAUGAGUUCAAUUACUUCGUAAAGACGUACCGAAAAAAAAUCCUCAGAGAUUGUCAACGCUACAGGGACGUGGGUGAUAAGAAAGAAACUGUUCAAACACCGAGGGAUGAAACUCUGGACGCAGCUUUUGCAUAUUUCGAUGAGAAUCGAAGUGAAUUGGUGGAGAAUGGGGUAUCAGGAAAACUUUCAACGAUGAUUUCAACAUCUGCACUUCAAAAAACAGCACAGGAGACUCUUGGCAUCAAUAUCGAUUAUAAGUCGAAUAACAAAUGCGAGAGAUACAUGUACUGGGUCUAUAGAAAUAUUGGUCUCAAGUGGUGGAAGUCCCGGGUGAUUAAUAAUGAGAGCAUUGGAACAGUAAAUAAGAACGCAGAGAAAUCGCCCGCUUCUACAGAAGUUAAAUCCGCAGAUUGUCUACCUAUAAAAAAGAGAAGAUAUAAUGAAGAAACUGAUGAGAACGCGAAUACGUGUGUCAAGAGUGAGUCCCUUGGCAAUGGGUCUGGAAAUGAUGGAAGACAGUCCCCAGAAGUAUUUUGGGUCAGAUCGGAUAAACAUUUUCGUUCUCUGAUGAAAUUGGAGCAGAGAAAGAAAAAUAAGAUGAAACGCCAGUCUAUCUAAACACUUCUUGCUCUUCAACAUUUUGAAAUUCGAAAAUAAUGGCAUUGUACUUUUUUGUAUUCGUAUGAAAGAAUAAAUA